AUGCAAAUUUCGGUUGAUGUGCAUCUGCUCAGUGGCAGGAGGGUGUCCCUUGAGAUUCAGGAAGAUGCAUCUGUGGAAGAGUUGAACCAACGUGCCCAGAGCGCUUUGGCUGUUGGCAAAGGGCGGCUGUUGAGUGCUGAUGGCCACAUACUGGAUGCAGCACUGACGGUUAAGCAGGCGAGAAUACAGAACUACGAUGAGCUAAGCCUGCAAAUACUACUACUGCCACAAGUUACUGCGACAAGGAAAGGGCUCGACCACAUACAAUCUGCCUUUGCGGCGAUCCUCGGUGACGGAUCUGUCGUUACCUGGGGCUAUGCUGGUUAUGGUGGUGACAGCAGUUCCGUGCAAGCUCAGCUGAAGGGCGUGCAGCACAUACACGCUUCUUCGUUGGCUUUUGCUGCGAUCCUCGGUGACGGAUCUGUCGUUACCUGGGGCGACGCUGGCUAUGGUGGUGACAGCAGUUCCGUGCAAGCUCAGCUGAAGGGCGUGCAGCACAUACAAGCUUCUGCAGUGGCUUUUGCUGCGAUCCUCGGUGACGGAUCUGUCGUUACCUGGGGCGACGCCGAUUGUGGCGGUGACAGCCGUUCCGUGCAAGCUCAUCUGAAGGGCGUGCAGCACAUACACGCUUCUUCGUUGGCUUUUGCUGCGAUCCUCAGUGAUGGAUCUGUCGUUACCUGGGGCGACGCUGAUUGCGGCGGUGACAGCAGUUCCGUGCAAGCUCAGCUGAAGGGCGUGCAGCACAUACAAGCUUCUGCAGUGGCUUUUGCUGCGAUCCUCGGUGACGGAUCUGUCGUUACCUGGGGCGACGCUGGUUGUGGCGGUGACAGCAGUUCCGUGCAAGCUCAGCUGAAGGGCGUGCAGCACAUACAAGCUUCUGCAGUGGCUUUUGCUGCGAUCCUCAGUGACGGAUCUGUCGUUACCUGGGGCGACGCUGAUUGUGGUGGUGACAGCAGUUCCGUGCAAGCUCAGCUGAAGGGCGUGCAGCACAUACAAGCUUCUGCAAGGGCUUUUGCUGCGAUCCUCGGUGACGGAUCUGUCGUUACCUGGGGCUAUGCUGAUUAUGGCGGUGACAGCAGUUCCGUGCAAGCUCAGCUGAAGGGCGUGCAGCACAUACAAGCUUCUGCAAGGGCUUUUGCUGCGAUCCUCGGUGACGGAUCUGUCGUUACCUGGGGCGACGCUGAUUGUGGCGGUGACAGCAGUUCCGUGCAAUCUCAGCUGAAGGGCGUGCAGCACAUACAAGCUUCUGCAAGGGCUUUUGCUGCGAUCCUCGGUGACGGAUCUGUCGUUACCUGGGGCGACGCUGAUUGCGGCGGUGACAGCAGUUCCGUGCAAGCUCAGCUGAAAGGCGUGCAGCACAAGGGCUUUUGCUGCGAUCCUCGGUGA
Symbiodinium natans is the source of this 1386-nucleotide messenger RNA. The record is from the annotation of a GenBank genome assembly. Lineage: Eukaryota; Dinophyceae; Suessiales; Symbiodiniaceae.